UUGUUCCCGUCUUUAAUGUGCAAUCUGUUUUCUCCAGCGGAGGGCACUCAGUGUAUCACAAACUCAAGCAUUAGCACCAACAAGCUCUGAGCAUCAUCAGUCUCUGGAAAGCCUUCUGAAUUAGACAAGGGCUGCCUCUCAGCACAGCUACAAAACACUUUAAACCUGACCAGCUAAAUGGAUAAACCUAGCCUGCAUAGCUUUUAAACUGGGGUCUCAUACAGCACAGGAGGCCUACUUGCUUCAAGGACUGAAAAUCCAGAGGAUGAAUUGCUUUAUCUGGGAAUGGCAAAAGCCAGCACAAUAAGGAAUGCCAGUUUGUAUGGGGCUACUAGCUCACAUGCGGGAUCAGAAUGGUGUGAAUGACAGCCGCACUGUGUCAUGAAGGUGGUGGUGGUUUCCGCACAAGAGACCAAAUAAGAAGAAAGCUGAGACAGGGGGGAAACGUUUUUGGAUGACAAAGGAUGGGUUUCCAUUUAAUUACGCAGCUGAAAGGCAUGAGUGUGGUGCUGGUGCUACUUCCUACACUGCUGCUUGUUAUGCUCACGGGUGCUCAGAGAGCUUGCCCAAAGAACUGCAGAUGUGAUGGCAAAAUUGUGUACUGUGAGUCUCAUGCUUUCGCAGAUAUCCCUGAGAACAUUUCUGGAGGGUCACAAGGCUUAUCAUUAAGGUUCAACAGCAUUCAGAAGCUCAAAUCCAAUCAGUUUGCCGGCCUUAACCAGCUUAUAUGGCUUUAUCUUGACCAUAAUUACAUUAGCUCAGUGGAUGAAGAUGCAUUUCAAGGGAUCCGUAGACUGAAAGAAUUAAUUCUAAGCUCCAACAAAAUUACUUAUCUGCACAAUAAAACAUUUCACCCAGUUCCCAAUCUCCGCAAUCUGGACCUCUCCUACAAUAAGCUUCAGACAUUGCAAUCUGAACAAUUUAAAGGCCUUCGGAAACUCAUCAUUUUGCACUUGAGAUCUAACUCACUAAAGACUGUGCCCAUAAGAGUUUUUCAAGACUGUCGGAAUCUUGAUUUUUUGGAUUUGGGUUACAAUCGUCUUCGAAGCUUGUCCCGAAAUGCAUUUGCUGGCCUCUUGAAGUUAAAGGAGCUCCACUUGGAGCACAACCAGUUUUCCAAGAUCAACUUUGCUCAUUUUCCACGCCUCUUCAACCUCCGCUCAAUUUACUUACAAUGGAACAGGAUUCGCUCCAUUAGCCAAGGUUUGACAUGGACUUGGAGUUCCUUACACAACUUGGAUUUAUCAGGGAAUGACAUCCAAGGAAUUGAGCCGGGCACAUUUAAAUGCCUCCCCAAUUUACAAAAAUUGAAUUUGGAUUCCAACAAGCUCACCAAUAUCUCACAGGAAACUGUCAAUGCGUGGAUAUCAUUAAUAUCCAUCACAUUGUCUGGAAAUAUGUGGGAAUGCAGUCGGAGCAUUUGUCCUUUAUUUUAUUGGCUUAAGAAUUUCAAAGGAAAUAAGGAAAGCACCAUGAUAUGUGCGGGACCUAAGCACAUCCAGGGUGAAAAGGUUAGUGAUGCAGUGGAAACAUACAAUAUCUGUUCUGAAGUCCAGGUGGUCAACACAGAAAGAUCACACCUGGUGCCCCAAACUCCCCAGAAACCUCUGAUUAUCCCUAGACCUACCAUCUUCAAACCUGACGUCACCCAAUCCACCUUUGAAACACCAAGCCCUUCCCCAGGGUUUCAGAUUCCGGGCGCAGAGCAAGAGUAUGAGCAUGUUUCAUUUCACAAAAUUAUUGCCGGGAGUGUGGCUCUCUUUCUCUCAGUGGCCAUGAUCCUCUUGGUGAUCUAUGUGUCUUGGAAACGCUACCCAGCCAGCAUGAAACAACUCCAGCAACACUCUCUUAUGAAGAGGCGGCGGAAAAAGGCCAGAGAGUCUGAAAGACAAAUGAAUUCCCCUUUACAGGAGUAUUAUGUGGACUACAAGCCUACAAACUCUGAGACCAUGGAUAUAUCGGUUAAUGGAUCUGGGCCCUGCACAUAUACCAUCUCUGGCUCCAGGGAAUGUGAGAUGCCACACCACAUGAAGCCCUUGCCAUAUUACAGCUAUGACCAGCCUGUGAUCGGGUACUGCCAGGCCCACCAGCCACUCCAUGUCACCAAGGGCUAUGAGACAGUGUCUCCAGAGCAGGACGAAAGCCCUGGCCUGGAGCUGGGCCGAGACCACAGCUUCAUCGCCACCAUCGCCAGGUCGGCAGCACCGGCCAUCUACCUUGAGAGAAUUGCAAACUAAUGCUGAAGCCAACUCCUCACUGGGGAGCUCCAUGGGGGGAGGGAGGGCCUUCAUCUUAAAGGAGAAUGGGUGUCCACAAUCGCGCAAUCGAGCAAGCUCAUCGUUCCUGUUAAAACAUUUAUGGCAUAGAGAAAAUAAAAAGAAAAAAAAAAAACUGCUUGAAGAGGGCAGCGAAUGCACCUGCAGCAUUACCGGGAGGACUGCAGAACUUUCUUUGCUUUAAAACAUAAAACAAACAAAAAGCCUCCCGGAUGUAAAUAGUAAGAGUGUCAAGUUCUUAUAAAAAUAGAUUUCACCCUAGCUACAUAUAGGUUUGUUUGUAUAUUUGAUUUUUCUACACUGCAUGGUUCCUGGGCUGGAGAACCACAGGGGAGCAAAUAAACAGGGGUGGGUGGGAAGCUAGGGAAACAACCGUUUUCCUCUUUAGGUGUGUGUAACUCUCACAGAUUUUAUUUAAAUUGCUUUCAUUUAUUUUUUCUUUAAAACUGCUGUUUGUUCUUGUUUUGUUUGUUUUAAUUUUUUUCUUUCCUGGUCAAGUUUCUAAUACAAAACAUGAGCAUUAAAGCUUAUGUUGUACCAAAAGAAAAUGUGCUUUACCACGGACCACGGAGUUUGACAAAACUACUGGAAAACCCAAUAAGUCUGGGUGAAUGACCCUUCAAGACAAAUGCCAUAUAUGGUACAUGAUAGAAUGAAUUUUGUUUUGUCCCAUUGGCAGCCCUCACUGUGUAGGAUGUCUGAGAGAGCCAUGAAGAUCUCCGAAUGAGAAGACCAGAAGAAUCAUUCUCAUGUGGACUAAGGCUAUAAGAGAGAUAUGACCAUGGGCUCAAUGAAUGAAACUGCCAAGCUGACAAAUUUCUAAACACAAGAUAAUGUGUAACAUUGCUUUUUAAAUUAAUUAUCAAUUAGCUUUUGUGUAGUUUUUAUCAAUAAAAGAAAAAAUAUUGAAAAAUAAAUAUAUUAUUUUGUGGUUGGUAUACCACAGCCCACCUAAUGCUGAGUGCUUUAUCUGUAUAUUGUGGAAUGCUUCUAGUCUAUAUCAGGGUACUUCAAUAAGAAUCAGUUGGUAUCUAUCAAGUGUUUUCUGUGUGUUCCAUGGUCAGAUAGGAAGGCCCUGUGAAGUGUAGAAAAGGAAUAUGAGAUGUGGUUUAUGCCUGGUAUGGUUUGUCUGUGUCCUUACCCAAAUCUCAUCUUUAAUUGUAGUUCCCAUAAUCCCCACAUGUUGUGGGAGGGACCCAGUGGGAGGUAACUGAAUCAUGGGGGUGGUUACCCCUGUGCUGUUCUGGUGACAGGGAGUAAGUUCUCACAAGGUCUGAUGGUUUUAUAAGGGGCUUCCCCCUUAGCUCAGUUCUCAUACUUCUCCUUGCUCCAGCCAUGUGAAGAAGGACGUGUUUGCUUCCCUUUCUGCCAUGAUUGUAAGUUUCCUGAGGCCUCCCCAGCCAUGCUGAACUGUGAGUCAAUUAAAAUUCUUUUCUUUAUAAAUUACACAGUCUUGGGUAUGCCUUUAUUAGCAGCAUGAGAAUGGACUAAUACAUGCCCCAAUACAUUUCACAAUUAUUUUCAGAGCUAUGUGACCUUACUCUAAUAAAAUUACAUAAUAAUAUGAGAAAAAGUAAGUAUCCAUGGAAGGGUUAGAGGUUGUCAGACCUUAUAGAAGUGAAAGAACUGUGUGGAAAUUGGUUACUAACUAGGAAGAUGGAUAGCAUCACCCAUUUUUUUUUUAACAAAGGAGAUCACUGCGUGCACAUCAGUUGAGACAUUUUCUCUCAACUUCUUUCAUGUUGUAAUGCUACAUCUUAGCAAUUCUCUAACUGUGGACAUUCUCCUGAUGUGUCCACUGGUGUAAUUUGCCUAGUUUUAUUUUUAAAACUAAAUUAUACUACAAAAUUUAUGUCACCCUUUAUUUGGACAAGUUUCAUGUUUUAAGGCAUGCUUACUUAUAGUGGCCCUGCUGAGUGUUCCAGAACCAAGUUAAUAGCUGCCAUCCAUUUAAUUCCAAAUUCUGCUGAAUUAAUAAAAGAGCCUUGUAAAUACCAUCACAUCACAGCAAACUAACUGAACAUGUUUUGUUUUUUCUCCCUCAAAGAAGUUCUGUUUUACUACCACUUUAAACAAAGCUUGAAGUUAAAUUCUAUCCCAAAUGAUACAAAUAGUAUGUCACAUUAAAGCAAAAUUCAAUUGAGGGAAGUUUUUUUCAUGUUGGAACACAGGGCUAUUGCUGUUGAAUUCUGUUAUCUUUCCUCUUAAUAUUAUAUUCUGGGUUACAUGUGUUUUCUUUUUUUCUUUUUCUUUUCUUUUUUUUUUUUUUUUGAAACGGAGUCUCGCUCUGUCGCCCAGGCUGGAGUGCAGUGGCGCAAUGUCGGCUCAUUGCAAGCUCCGCCUCCCGGGUUCACGCCAUUCUCCUGCCUCAGCCUCCCGAGUAGCUGGGACUACAGGCGCCCGCCACCAUGCCCGGCUAAGUUUGUGUAUUUUUAGUAGAGACGUGGUUUCACCGUGUUAGCCAGGAUGGUCUCGAUCUCCUGACCUUGUGAUCCGCCCGCCUUGGCCUCCCAAAGUGCUGGGAUUACAGGCUUGAGCCACCGCGCCCGGCUACAUGUGUUUUCUUAACCAUUCAAGUAGAAUCAAUUUACUAUAAGUUUAAAAAUUAAAGAUAAUUCUUUGGCAUUGUGAUUUUGUUUUCAGAAACUAUUCAAUACAUUUGGAAUAUGUCUUCCCAAAUUACAAGGAUUUUUUGGUGGGGGUCUUUCUGAACUACAAGGAUUCUCUUAAUCCUUCUCAUCUUCUCUAUCUAUCCAAUGUCCCCCAUAUACCAUAUCCACCACACCACCCCUUCCAGAAUUGAUUUAUGAGAGGUCACACGUGAAAAAUCUCGAUCAAAUUUGGCUGAUGUCAGCUCUAGUUUUAAUUCUGUUUCUUAUAAUCAAAAAAGUCAUAAAUACAUAAGACUCUUCAUGUUAUUUAAAACUGCCAUAUUUGGCCAACAGUUGCCUCAAGGUUAAUAUGAAAUAAGUGAACUACUAGCAAAACAGAUAGUAUUAUAAAAAAGUUGUGUCCUAUUUAUAUGAAAACUUUCGAAGAACUUAUUUAAAAUGUAAUUUACAUAUGCCAGAACAGUUUACACUGAGCUCCAGAAAUCUAUGAUUAAAACAAAGAAACAAACAAAAACUCAAACCAAAUUUACUUUAGUAGGCUUGGAAAAGUCCUCAGUUGAAAAAUUCAGGCUUUAUACUGUAUGAAGGGUCAAGCAAGUUUUCAGAUAAAACAGUGUGUGUGUGUGUGUAUAUAUAUGCUAUUUAUAUACACAUACACAAAUAAAUAGUAUAUAUAUUUAUUAUAUAUACAAAUAUAUGUAUAUAGUGAUAUUUCAACAAAGGGGUUAGGAAGAAAAUAGGAUUAUUCAUCACUUAAGCCCAAAAGUCAAUUAUUUUUAUGCUGCAACCCUGGUGUAACCAAGGAGGAUGAAAGGCUUCUAUUAGUCAACACUCAGGAUAAAUUGUCUUCUGGGCCUAAAAAUGAUAGGGAACAAACUUGCCUAUGGAGGGCACUUUCAUCCCUUUUUUUGUUAAUUAUCAUGCUUUGCUAUGCAAACCGAUUGCCCCAGAGUCCUUCUUCCUUAACAUGGAAGAGUGUAAUUGUGAAUUGUGACCCUAGAUAAUAUAUAGAUUUUUUCACUUUCUUCUAGAAGUCAAGAAUUAUGUUGAUUGUACUUAUUUUUUAUGUUGAAAUGUUAAAGAGCCCUCUCAAAGAAAGUUAUGCUUUAUUUCAAGACUAUCCUAAUUAGUAAUUUGAUUUUACACUAUAAUGCUUAUUGAAUUUCUGAAGGCUAUGCAGGUUGUAAUUUCAAAGUUGAGGAGUCUCAUGGAGUAUUUAUAGAGCAAGGGCAUUAAAAUCAUGCCUAAAAGCAAUUGUGAAUGUGACAGAAUACAGAUUGGAACAAUCAACUAUCCAAACAUUCUGAUUAACUUUUUUCAUAAAUAUUCUUCGUAGUGCUGAGUUUGCUUUACUUAUUGCAAGAUGCAAUAAAGAAAUAGCUUCGAACAGAGGACUGAUUGGUAUAUGUUUAGGUGUAACUGUGGUUUAACUUCGCAUCUUAUUGUACCUCUACUCACAGAUUGGAGGGCCUAACCCCAGCAUGUCUGAUCCAGGUCUGAUAUGGGGUCUGAGAAUGUCUUUCUAAGUCCCCAGAUGAUGCUGAGGCUGCUGUACGUGCACUACAUUUUAAGAACCACUGCCAUAGAGUGUAGAUACUUAUAUCUCUUUAGGUUGAGGACUCUGUAUGAAGACUUAAAAUUUGCAUUUAAUAUUUACUUAGAAUUUAAUGUUAAAUUAAUCUUUAAAAUAAGAAUUAAUUUAAAGCACAUAGUAGUUUUAUAUGUUCAUGCAAUAUGAAAGGCUCGUAUCUUUACAUAAAGAGCAUUUUCUAAAAUAUGCUGUGUAACACUAACAGAUGAUGCUCUCUGUGAAAGCAAAGAAGCGAAAAAUAAACAUCAGUAGCAGUAACAACAACAACAAAAGAGGUUUAUAUGAUCAAAUUAAAUUCAGAAAAUAUUGCAUAUGAUAUGCUCCCCUUGGAAACUCACAAGGCAAUUUAACAUUUAAACAAUAUCAGACAUACUGCAGUCAAGAAACCCAUUUAACUUUGUUUAACCUGGAGUUUUCUAAACAUAUUAAACUACAGUAUCCUUCCUUAAUUUAAUAUCCAAAAAAAAUCCUGCAGAACUAAUUUUCUAUAGAACUCACUUGGGAAAUGUUAAUUUAAAGAAUGUUAUUUCUUUGACCAUCAAGAAAAGCAUGUACCUUUGCAGAUAACUAUUUCUACAUUUACAAAUGACACAGUGUACACCUAUUUCUGAGAUGCAUGUAGAUUUUUUAAAAUCAAAGACAAUAUAUUUUAAUCUCUCUAACAAUAAAGCAAAUGUCAAAUAUACCUGGAUUAAAUGAAAAUGAAUAAUUAAAAUGAUGAAAAUUUGAUAUCAUGAAUGAGAAGUAGAUCUCUCCAUAGACAACAUUCCUAUUCCAUCGGGGAUUAGACUCACUGUUUCUAAAGUGUAAGGCAUUUUAAAAUCAAAAUAAACCACCAAAAAGUGCAUGAAAAUGUGGAGAGCCUUUAUUAUCUGAGUUAACAAGUUCCUGGUAAGUCACUGGGCUUAGAUGAUGUCAAUCAUUCAUCUGUUUUCUGGGCCAGAGGUGCCCCUCAGACAGGUGAUAGUAAUGCUUGCCGGAAGGGAAGAAAGAAAGACCAACACGAACCUUGGCUCAUCCUAUCAAAGUUAUUUCCUUAUAGAAGCCAGGAAAUUGAUUAUGGUUUUAGAAUAAAUUUUAGACUUACUGUACUCAUUAUUGUUUCCUUUUCAAAAUGACAUAAGAAUAAAAAUGAGGUCAGAUAUGAGCUGAGAUUUUGUACUAGUUAAGAAAGCUAUUCUACUGAAAAUAAUGGAAGAACUAUGUAAUAACAAAUCCCUGGAAUCAAAACAUCCAAAUUCUUGAGUUUGGCUAUAACUCUUUUGGGGGAUAUUCACUUGAUUUUAGUUAAUGGAGGAAAUACAACUGAGGAUAACUGAUGUCAGGAUUAAUUAGAUAGUUAUAUUAGUCUACUCUGACUUUCAUAACAAAAUGCCAUAAUCUUAAACAACAGAAAUAUAUUUAGAAAUAUAUUUUCCUUACAGUUUGGAGGCUGUAAAAUUCAAGAUCAAGCUCCUAGGAGGCUUCAGUAUCUGAAAGGGCCUUCUUCCUUGUUUGCAGACAGCUCCCCUUUUCUCUGUGUCCUUAUACGGUAGAGAGAGAGUGCAAGCUCUUUGAUAUCUCCACUUACAAGGAAAUUAAUCCCAUCAAAUCAAUUCUUCACUCUUAUGACUUCACUUAACUGUAAUUGCCCCCUUCUAGACCUUAUAUCCAAAUACAGUCACUUUGGAAGUGAGGAUCUUUAACACAUGAAUUUUAGGGAGACACAAUUCUGUCUAUAGCAGGCAGGAAUGCAUAAACACAUACACACAAACAGCUGCAACAUAUCUAUGAGAAUGAGCCAACUGAUUUUAAGAAGAAAAAGUACAUAAUAAAAAUAGCCAGGUUAUUCUAGCAAAUGAAUGCUUGAAGGAAAGAUUAGCUGGAAUUAUGAGUAGGUCUGAACUCCAAAUGUGUUUAUAAGGAAAGACUAUAUGGUUUGCUUUUCUGUUUUAGACACAUAGAGUAUUAAAAUAUUUCUUAGUAAGGUCAUAGAAUAUUUUAAUUAACAAAAUUUUAUACAGAAUUUCAAUGUUUUCAAGUAGAUCUAUUGCUUAGAAAAAGCAUUUCCCAAGCUGGUUUUUCACUAGUCCCAAAAUGUACUUUGCACAAAAAGGGAUCUAAGGUCAAGUCAAGCUAAGGGGAAAGCUUCAUAUUUUAUCCACCAGCCCAGAUAUUCUCAGUACUCAUUAAUAUAUUCAAAGCUUUGUGAAUUUCUGUAGUAAAGACGCUAUUUUAAUUCAGCAUUUCCCAAUUUUAUUGGAUUGUGGAAUAUUCUUCAUUUAAAUGAAUGCUAUUGGGAACCUGCAGAGUUAGUUUUCCCCAAAAUACAUUUAGGAACACACUGUAUAUCUGAUGAAGGGUCACCUAAGAAAGAUAAAUGGGAACUUUUAGUGUCCAUGGAAAGUUCUAACAUUUACUAAUGCAAGAUUCUGGAAGCGUUCAGAGCUUGUGACCAGAGUAUGUUAUGUAAACAAUGCAUAGAACACCAAUUCCUAUAUAAGCAGAGGAUCAGAAUGCUCAGUAUUUUAUCAUGGUUUGACUAAGACUGGGACAUAGUGUUUGUUAGCUAUGAAAUUUGCCCAGAGUUUGUUGAGUAGUAGCAUAUUAAGAUGUUGGAAGUCAUAACAGAAUUCGUGAAUAAACUGGAAAAUUUUAGACAAAAUAAAAGAUUCAGUUGGGGCAAAACAUUUCUGUCUUCAGAGAUUGAGGUGACUAAAACAUAGAUAGUGAGAGUAUGCUUUUUCCCUUUUCCAAAUGCAAAAAAAAAAAUUGGCUGGCAGCUUUUAGUUAAAAUGUAUUCAUUCAUUAGGCUAGUGCUUAUUAAGCAUUACCAUGUACCAGCCACUCAUCUUUGUCCUAUUAGAGAUUACAGUAUCUCCUGGGAUAUUUUACAGACUAGAAAAUUAUCAAUUAUACUGCAUACCAAAGAUGCUACAAUAAGGAAGAACGGGGUAAAAUUGAAACAUACUAGAGUAGCAUAAUUGGAAAGAGUGGAAGUACUGCAUGGAGGGUUGAUAGGGUAGAAAGAGUAUUCCAAGGGCAAUAGUCAACCCAGAGAUAAGAAAGAACAUGAAUGAUUCAAAGAACUGGAAUACAGUAAGCAAGGGAAGAGGUGGUCCAAAAUGAAGUGGAAAAGGUAAUUAGAGGAUAGAUAAUACAACACAGGGGCAACUAUAUUAAGGAGCUUGGGCUUGAACUUUAGGAGUCUAGAAUUUAUACUACUAGCAACCAUGGGGGAGGGGGGCGGGGUCAUAGUGGUUCUUACUGAUUCAAUAAACCUAUUUUGACUUUUGUAUGAGGACUGGAUGGAAGGAGCCAGACCAGAACUUUGAAUACCAGUAACUUUUAGAGAAGUUAUUGUAAGAUAGCACUUGAGAAAGGAUGAAGACAUUAUCUAGAAAGAUUCCAAUGGGAAUUGACAGAAGAACAAAAUUAAAAGGAUAAUUAAGAUUCAUAAAGUGCUUAUCAUCUACCAUGCACUGUUCCAAGAAUUUGAUUUUAAUAACCCACAAAAACCGUUUUAAAUUAAGUAUGUUUCAUGGGCCCCGUUUUACAAUGAGGUUGCAACCAAGGAGAGGUUAAGGUAGUAAGUGAUAGAACCAUGAUUCAAAGCCAGGAAGUCUCCUCAAGAGAGAAGAACCCUUAGCACCUAUGCACUAUGGCUUCUUAACACUUAAUGUGAGAGUUAUUUAGAAAGUAGAAAUGGUAGGUCUUGGCUGUUGGAAGCAGGCAAUGAUAGAGAAAAUGGGCAGGAGUUACUAAGGAAAGCGCCCAUAUAUCUGCCUUGACCUGUUGAUAUUAUUCUCUGAGAAAGCAGCCACAGGCAGGACAACCUUGUAUGUGGUAUAACACAACAAAUGCCUUUUUAGACAUAUUGAGUUUUAAAGGCUUAAAAACUUUCAAAUGGUACCAUUCAGUGGCCAGGGAGAUAUGCAGAUCUGAAACUCAGAAAAAAAAAUGAUGGUUCUGUAUAUGUUAGAAUUUGAAGCUGAAUCCUAAGAAUCAGAGAAAUGAAUUAUGGAGGGUGUGUAGAUUCAGAAGGGAAGGAGGACCAUAUCAUAACCCUGGAUAACUGUAAAAGUACUGUGAAAGGAAAAUAUCUUGGGCCCUCAGAAUCACUAAACUAAAAGGAAAAUUCAAGCUGAAAACUGCUCAGAGCAAACCUGCCUUCUAUUCUAUUCAAAGUCAUCCUUCUGCUCACUUAGAUGCAUAUUCUGAUUCAGAAUAUCAAAAGAAUCUCAAAAGAAUGCAACCAUUUGUCUCUUACCUACCCGUGACCUGGAAGCCCCCUCCCUGCUUUAAGUUGUCCCCACCUUUCUGGAAAGAACCAAUGUACUUGUUACAUAUAUUGAUUAAUGUCUUAUGUCUCUCUAAAAUGUAUAAAACCAAGCUGUGUCCCGAACACCUUGGGCACAUGUCACCAGUACUUUCUGAGGCUGUGUUAACCUUGGCAAAAUAAACUUUCUAAAUUAAGUGAGAACUGUUUCUAAUUUUCUGGGUUUGCAGUACCAUCAAAGAAGAAUCAGAAAGAUUACCCAGAGAAAUAGCUUGAUAAUAAGAAUGAGAUUCCAUUGAAGCUAAGGAAAGAGAAAAUUUUUCUGCUUUGACAAGUAACAAAAUGACUGUCUUGCAAGUAGUGAAAACUUGUUACUGGAAAUAUUAAUGUUGGAUAUCUGAUGACCAACUGCAGGGAUAGUGUACAAAGUGGUCUGCAUUAGUUAGAAUUUUGAACAAAGUGACAUUUUGAUUCCUUUUUUCCUCUUUUGAGAUAGAGUCUCACUAUGUGGCCCAGGCUGGAGUAAAGUGAUAUUUGCAGGCCUGACUAUAGCUACUAUAGCCUUGAACUCCUGAGCUCAAGCGAUCUUCCUGCCUCAGCCUCCCCAGUAGCUGGGACCACAGGUGCAUACCACCGUGCCUAGCUGAUUCAUUGCAACUAUAAGAUCUUAUGAUUCUGAACGUUUUUUCCAUUCUGUGGGAGAUAACACAUAUCCCCUGAGCCCCAAACUGUGAUGACUCUUCGUACCUGAGAUGAGAAGCACAUCCUGGAGUUCAUUUUCUCCUUAUCAACUGUCUGCCAAUUUCUAAUUUGUUAUGCAGGUAUGGCAGACAGGAGAGGUAAAAUGAAAUACAUAUUAUUUUUGAAAUUUUCCAGUCCCUAAAUUAAACAUUGAAUGACUGGAGAGCUUAUGCUGUUCUUGUUUUAAAUUGCCUAUCAACUACUUAAGGGCUUUCCAACUUGCCGAGACUCUGGAGCCCGACAUACAUUAGGUAUGUAAUAAAAAGAAUAAAAUUGUGAUUUCCAGGGGCUGAAGGAAGGGAGAAUGGAGAAUUGUUAAUCAGCAGGUAUAAAAUUUCACCUAUGCAAGAUGAAAAAUUUUUAGAAGUUUGCUAUAUUGCGCCUAUAUAUAACAAUACUGUAUUGUACACUUAGAAAUCUAAGAGCGUCUACUUAUAGCCUCAUAUUGUGUUCUUAUAAUGAAAUUUUUUAAAUAGAAAAUGAGGCUGGGCACAGUGGCUCAUGCCUGUAAUCUCAGCACUUUGGGAGGUUCAGGCAGCUGGAUCACCUGAGGUCGGGAGUUCGAGAUCAGCCUGACCAACAUGGUGAAACCCUGUCUCUACUAAAAAUACAAAAUUAGCUGGGCGUGGUGCCGCAUGCCUGUAAUCCCAGCUACUCUAGAGGUUGAGGCAGGAGAAUCGCAUGAACCCAGGAAGUGUAAGUUGCAGUGAGCCGAGAUCACGCCAUUACACUCUAGCCUGGGCAACAAGAGCAAAACUCCGUCUCAAAAAAAAAAAAAAAAAAAGAAAGAAAGAAAUGAAUAAAACAAAUCCAUGUUAUAAUUUUCGUGUUUAAAAUUACUGUCAGGGCCGGGGGCAGUGGCUCAGGCCUGUAAUCCCAACACUUUCGAAGGCCAAAGUGGGUGGAUCACCUGAGGUCAGGGGUUCAAGAUCAGGAGUUCCAGCCAACAUGGUGAAACCCCGUGUCUGCUAAAAAUACACAAAUUAGCUGGGCAUAGUGGUGCAGGCUUGUAAUCCCAGCUGCUUGGGAGGUUGAGGCAGGAGAAUUGCUUGAACCCAGGAGGCAGAGGUUGCAGUGAGCCCAGAUCGUGCCACUGCACUCCAGCCUGGGCAACAGAGCGAAACUCGGUCUCAAAAAAUAAAUAAAUAAAAAUAAAAAGAAAUAAAAUUACUGUGAGGAUACCGUUUUUGAAUAGCAUUUUUUAGUUUUUUAACUUCAGCAUACAUUCCAACUUUUAUUCCAUGGAGAUUUCUUACACCAAGGGCGGUCAAGGACUUUGCCUGACAGUAAGAGAAUGAUUAUUUGAGUAGUGCAUGAUUUUUACUUUUUUGAUAUUAAAUAUCUAUGUGUGUAACAAAUCUCAAAGCUUGUGUAAAGAAUCUUCUUAGAUCUUGAAAGUUAAAUUGUCCAAUUUCUUAUUAAUAUUCACAAUCCCCCCAUACACACAUAAAUUUCUUUGAAAAAUAAGAUUAACUGUGUUGUUUAUAUAAUGAGACUGAAAUAAACUGGAUCAGAUUGAGAAAAACUGUCAUAAACUCUGACUCCAUUUUGAUGUUUGGCAUCUGACAUCUUUCAUGCUGCACUCUUCACCACUCCCCUUCUGCCCAGUGUCUAGGUAAGUUGAUAGGAAAGCCUAAGUGCUCUUUUUUGGUGUCAGUGGGAAGUUCAAACCAUGCAAGCCUCAGGCUAUACAUAGGAACCUACACUCCAGCCCCAGCUUGUAAGCACCAUAAAUCCCAAGCCUUUUUCCUCGCUCUCAAGACCAUUUUUAGACCAGCUUGGGAGCCUGCCCUAUUCUCCACAGAAAGAUUCUUCAUGUUAAUAAGAAACCUUUUUAUAUCCUCUUGGUGCAUAUGAGGUGUCAUUAAACUCAACAUCCAAACCAAAAAACAAACAAACAAACAAAAAUACCCACACAGAAUAAACAUUGCUUGCAGGUUCUAAGAAUUCUUGUCCCCUCUUUGGGCCCAAAAAUUAUCCGACAAAUAUUUAAUAUCAAUUCUAUGCCAAGAACACUUGAUAAUGGCCAUUUUUUAAUGGUCUAUUACACAAUCAAUAUUUUUCUCCUUCCAGAAGAAUGAUUUUCAUCUGCUUCCCCCUUUAUUCUCACAUGUCACAACUUAUAAUUCAGGUCUUCUUUCUCCUAAUAAGUAGAACAAAUGAAUGAACAUAUGCAUGGCCCAUGGAAGACUUCUUUUACAAAUUUGUAAAGCUUUAUCAACUAAAUUUGUAAAAAUACACACACACACACACACACACACAACUUUAUCUCAUUCUCUGUAGAGAAAUUUGGGAAGUGUUGACUAGCUGCUACUUGGAUGACAUAGUUUUCCUUUUCAAAUACAGAUAUUUUAAAAGCCUUUGAUAACUCAGUUUACUGUUCAUAUGUGCCCAAGAGUAAGUGGUAGAGACUAUGCCAUGCCUUACCAGAUCAUUUUCUUUCCCCGUAGAACACAGGAAAACUACCAUUCUCAGUAUCCCUGAUGGUUAGAUUUGAGCCACGUGAUUGGGUUCUUGGGAGUAUAAAAAUUAGUGGAAGUGAUUUGUUGUUUGCAACCUGUGGCAGUUAAGAAUAGGUAGGUGGGAAUUCUCCAUUCUCUUUUUUUCUUGUCCAUGUAGCUGGUGAAAAGAUCCUGGCUCCCUGAGUUAUUGUUAAGUAAAAGGUUCCAGAUACAGCCACCUAAAUACAUUCAACAAUCCUGGAAAUUAGAGUAUUGUGCAAAAACAGAUUUCAGGGAUUUUGUUACUGCUACAAAGCAUAGCUUACUACGACUAAUACCAAUACCAAAAUAUCCACCCAAAAUAAUUAAUUUAUGAAGUAAAUACAAAGAUGUCUCUGUGACCCUGAAAUGUUGUUAACCAGUUACUUUAGUAUCCAGUGAGAAACAUCUUACAUAUUUGCAUAGUGAAAAAAUUAUUCAAGUAAGCAUAACAAAGAAGACUUUUAUUCAUAACCAUCAAGAUAGGCAUAGGGACCAAGACAAUGGGAUUUUGCAGUGGGGGAAAUAGAUUGGGCUGAACUCUGAGUACAGCAUAAUCAAGUGGAAAUUUGUAGCCAAAGAGCAAGUCUGGGGCCAGUGGAUGGAAAAUUACUAAGAGGAAACAUCAGAGGUAAAGGAGAUUCUGGGUAAACCAACCUACCAAGAUUCUUGUUGAAGACAGGCCAGGGUGAUUAGACAACACCUGGGGGAUGGUGGAGGAUGAGAAACCUGAUCAGCUAUCUGAGAUACUGGGGGAUCAGAUAUUGAGAAUAGGAGGUUCUUGCUAAACUGACUUAGCAGGGUUCCUUGCUAUUACUGGAUUUUACAAGGAAGUAUACAUAUGGGCCUAGGAUAAAGUUUAGAGCUUAACUAAAGUGUGGUCAAGCAGAAAAUCUUUUGCAACAUCCACUGAUACGGUAUUUUUAAUUACUCUUUUGUUUUUUUUUAUAACAAUUCUUUUUUUAAUUUGCUACCCUCAAAAUCUCUUGAUUGUUCUUACUCAUCCCACUGUCACGUUUAUUUUUCAGAAUUUUAUUGCCCGGUUCUUUUCAAGCCCUUUGUCGUAUUUCUCCAUUUUCAAUGUUACCUUUUCAAAGAAUAUCUUAGCCUUUUGGAAUCUAUCUUCUUAAAAUGAGUAUAUCAAAAAGGGCAGGACAGAGGUACCCUUGCUUGGCACUAGAAAUUAUCCCCAGAGCAAUCACAGAAGUUGUUUAAUAAUGUAUCAUCAAAAGUAAGAUAAAUUACUUUGCCUGGAGUAUGUCUUUAAUUUGUAUAUGUCUGUUCUCAAGGUCCUAUUUCUUAUUUCAAAGAGCAAGGUAAAUUGCCUACAUGUAAGCUAAUGAACUAGCUAUUUGAAAUCAUUACUUCUUUACAAUUAGUGCUGUUGGAUCCCCGAGGAUCCAACUCUUGCUGGUUAAAUGUAAUUUUAUCCUACUCUGUGUAGAAAUAUGGAAAAUGUUGUCUAGCUACUGCAUAGAUAAAGUAAUUUUCCUUUUCAAGUGUAUUUUCUUUGUAAAAAUAUAUUGUCAGGCUUUUAUAACGCUUAAAUUUCCAUCUUUUUUGUUUUAACAGAGAACAGUAAAAACACGUCAAAAAAAUUUGAAACAUGAACCCAAAUAUUAAUUUGAUUUCUUCAAGGUGUCAAAAAGCAAAUAAUGAAAUAUAACACUCUGAGUUAUACAUGGCAAAUGCUUAAAUUGGCUUUAAUUUAGUAGCAAAUAGUUACCCUUUGAAGCUAGAAUUAUGAAUGGUUUGUAAAUAUCUUUUGCAAGAAAUUGUGGUGGUGGUGAUGAGACAGAUACAUUUGGAUAUUGUAAAUCUGGAAACAUUUCCUAGAGACAUGACUUCUCCCACAAUUUUUUAGAUUGAAUCACAAAUCAGCAAUAGUCUUUUCUGUUCCUUUAUUUAAAUUGAGAUUCUGAGUAUGAAAACAGAGUCACACUGAAUGUAAUUUUCUUCUUCUAAACUCCUGUGAUUUAUUUGUUUUGAUCUGGAAGUUAAUCAGAUAACAACUCAUCAAUAUCUUUUAUUAUUGUCUUACAUUUUUAUUGAUUCUAUAUUAUUUAGCAUUAUUUCUUUGUAAGUCUUGGUUCUCCACCUAAAUUGUAAAGCAUUGAAGAGUUUUAUGCAUAAAGCUUGUUGCAUAGUAAAGUGUCCCUAAAAUUUGCCUUCUAAAAUAUAUGGCAAGUAACUCCCCACAAUUUUAUAUAGUUCUGCAAACCUAUAGGGAACUCCCAAAAUGUACAUACCACAUGCCCAUAUCCAUGUUGAUCACAAUUAGGUUGUGAUCCCAAAAAUAUUAUAUAAAAUCUUAGAGUGUACUAGACUAACACAGCCAGUGAUGGCAGCAUUUCAACUACUCAACUACUCCCUCUUAUAAUUAUGCAAACAAUAUCUAAGUAUUUAAGCAUCAACUCAUUGAAUGAGUUUAAAGAAUUUUUCUAGGCGAAGACAGGCCAAAAUGACGAAGACACAGAAAUUAUUAUAGAAACUCCCGGCCACAGUGAGGACCAGACUGUUUCACUGGACAUUUUUGGUUCACAGAGACAAAAAAGACGGAAUUCAAUGACUGUAGUAACCCAUAAUGGUCUAGCAACUGUUAGUUAGUUGGUGAAAUGGUACAUGUCUUAAUAAGAGAAAAAUGAUUUUCCAUGGUAUCCAUGACAAAUUGUGCUUGCUGUGCUGAAGAUUUCAUGGUGAUUGACUGGUAGAUUAGCAUUUAGGAAGGACAGCUUUACAAAUGUUUACAUUUGAGAUUGAAACACAUUUUAUUGAUUGACUUCCAAGCAACAGAAAAUGUUUUGAAAUUCCUUUUUCCACUAAGAUCUUUCUUGUUUUGUCACUAGAAAUGACUAGAAAUUUAUCUUUCACCAAAUACUGAACAGAUUUUAACUGUGGAUGUGGUAUAAUAAAAAAAAAUGAACUGUG
Pan troglodytes (chimpanzee) is the source of this 16886-nucleotide messenger RNA. RefSeq names its product leucine rich repeat transmembrane neuronal 4 (gene LRRTM4). The record is from RefSeq and is a predicted model, not a curated record. Lineage: Eukaryota; Metazoa; Chordata; Mammalia; Primates; Hominidae. The transcript is spliced from 4 exons. The coding region runs from base 465 to 2237 and encodes 590 amino acids. Gene Ontology annotation, molecular function: protein binding.